Molecule: messenger RNA, 2835 nt
Organism: Anthonomus grandis grandis
Lineage: Eukaryota; Metazoa; Arthropoda; Insecta; Coleoptera; Curculionidae
Product: lipase maturation factor 2-like
Exons: 10
Coding region: 299-2215 (638 amino acids)
Biological process (GO): protein maturation
Cellular component (GO): endoplasmic reticulum membrane
Source: RefSeq, a predicted model, not a curated record
UUUGUUUUAUUGUUCAUUUUGUGUUUGAUUUGUUUGUCGUUUGUUGGCUGAUGUGGACGACGUUGCUUGGAAUCUCUGAAAUGGAAACUGAACGGUAAACGGUUGAACGUCGUCCGGUCCGGCUUCAUUUUUAAAUUAAAUAAUAAACAUCUCCUACGUUAAUGAGCUAAUAUUGAUUUUUAAUUUCUAUGUGCUAAAUUACCAUACAAGUAUUUUUGUUAAAAGAGUAUCAGGUUACAAAUUUGGCACUGGUGUUCUCAUUUUUCUCUAAAAAAUUUAAAAACCUGCAACAACCACGAUGGAUAUUUUGUCUGUAAGAUAUACUAGAAAUUUGCUUUUGAGAGCCCUGUGUGUAGUGUACCUAUCAGCUUUUUUGUCUUUUUACUAUCAAAUUCCUGGUUUGUUUGGAGAAAAUGGUAUUCUUCCUGCAAGAUCCUUGUUGGAGAAUAGUAAACAUAAAACACUAUUUGCUAAAAUUCAUUAUCAACCAACACUUCUUUGGGUGGUGCCCUACUUGGGGUUAACCACCACUGCUGGUAUGGAACUUCUGGCUCUGUUGGGUGUUUUCCUUUCAUUUUCAGGAAUAAUAUCUCAGAAGUUCUGCAUUGUGCCAAUAUUCACAGCACUAUGGUCUCUGUACUUCUCUCUAUUUCAAGUAGGACAAGUAUUUACUUCUAACAACUAUGAUGAAUUUCUUCUUGAAGCUGGAUUUUUAGCCAUCUUUAUGUCACCUCUAUUUCCAAACCGUCGAAGGACUAAAACUUCUACAUUAGAUUCAAUCACAUUUUGGAUGUGCAGAUGGUUGUUGUUCAGAAUAUUGUUCAGUGCCGCAUUAGGAAAAUUAUUAAGUGGAUGUCCCAAAUGGUGGACAUUGACAGCCUUGGAUCACCAUUUUGAAACUAUGCCUCUACCAAACCCAUUUUCAUGGUAUGCCCAUCACUUACCAGCUUGGGUUUUGAGGCUAUCCACAGUUUACACUAAUGUGUGUGAAUUGAUUGUUCCUUUUACAUUUUUCUUACCUAUUAGGGCGGCCAGAAUUACUGCAUUCCUAUUGGAGGCUUUUCUUCAGCUUUGUAUCUUGGCAACAGGCAAUUAUGGGCAUGCCAAUAUGCUUGUACUCACUCUCUUGUUGACACUUUUGGAUGAUAACAUAUUUUAUAAAAGGAAAAGGAUAAGCUCAAAAAUGGAAAUUUUGGACAAGACUUUAAAUAUUGGUCUGUGGGCUGGUAUUGUUUUUGGAGUUGUUAAAUUGUAUGGACUAGUUUACAAGGGUGGUAUAUUGGAUGCACAUAUUACUUUUUCCAAAUCUCAGUUUAACAGUCUAGUAGAAAAUCACCUACACCAUGUUAUUGCACUAGCAAUAAUUUCAUUGGGUGUCACCGUUAUUGUGUCCCUGUGGCAGAUUCUAUUUAAUAAAAGUUACAAUGGAAAACGAGUUACGGGACUGAUCGGUGCCAUUUUUUAUACCGCCGUCGCAUUUUUCCUAUUGGUUUCGAGUUCGACAGCAUUAUUAUCAAUGCAUCCGAAAACAAACUCCACCGUAAACGCAGCUUUGCGAACAACAUUUAACAGGUUACAUAAAGCGCAUAUUGUAAACCAUUAUAAUUUAUUUCCCGUGAUGCCGGGGAGCGAGGGUAGACCGGAAAUUGUACUGGAAGGAGCCAAAAGCUUAGACGGACCUUGGAGCGAAUAUAAUUUCCUAUACAAACCGGGAAAUGUUAAUAAUUCCUUAACUUUUGUUGCUCCUUACUCUCCAAGAAUCGACUGGCAAUUGUACUGGGCAGCUCGCAGUUCAUAUGAUAAGCAACCUUGGCUACUAUCCCUAACUUAUCAUCUUCUUACGGGAAAUACACAAAUAUUGAAUCUCAUUGAUAGGCAAAAUUUGCCUUUUGCCAACCAACCUCCAAAGUAUAUUAGAGGCAUUUUGUAUAAAUAUAAGUUUACCACUUGGAGCCAGAGAUCUAAAUCUGCUUGGUGGAUACGAGAACGAGUUAGCGAAUAUUUCCCGGCAUUUUCCAAAGAUUCGCCAGCAUUAGAAGACUUUCUCAAAGCGAGAAACUUGCUGCCAACGAGGAAAUCAAUCUCUGCAACUUCCGUAAUGGACAAGGGACUGGAGGGUUUAAGAUCUGUUGUAAAUAGGGUAGAUGCUUCUAUGUUAUUUUGGUCUAUUCUUUUAGCGGCAUUUGCUAUUCUUACCAGUGGCUCUUUGUUUUGAUUUCACUUUGACUUUCAUAAAGUGAAUUUUUAAUCAGAAUUAACUUUCGGUUCGUUCAGGUAAAUGUGGAUUAACUUUUCUAUUAAAGGAUAAAACGUGAUCAAUUUGCCAAUAUUCUCCCAAAGGGAGCUAAUAUGUUUUUUUAGUAUUUUAAGUGCAAUCGCGUCUCGUGUAUAUGCAUAUAGUUUUUAGAAGUGGUGUGGUUAGAUAGUAGGUGAUAAAAUAUCGUAAAUAUUUUUCGCGAAAAUUGUCUUGAAAAAAGAACGUUAAAUUUUUCAUUGUUUUUCUCCAUAUUCUGUUAUACUCUUUUUAAACUAAUUGCAUUUUUUUUAAAUAUAUUUUUUUAAUUUCCCAUUUUUCACACUCUAAAUAACCAAAUUCAAACAUUUUUUUUUGCAAUCGCUGUUUAUUUGUACUAAUGUUUUUAUGGUUAAGUAAGCUUUUACUUCUUUAAUUCACAUAAUUCAUUAAUUUUAUUUAUUGUAAGCCUUUUUUAAAGUACUUAUGAGAAAAGUACCAGCAUUCAAUCAUCUUAAUAUAUAUUUAUUUAUAUGUCAUGUAUUCUUUGUAACUGAAUUGUUAUCGUAAUUUUUGGUAAUAGUAAAAAAUUUAGAUUAAUA